Messenger RNA from Capsella rubella, 929 nucleotides. RefSeq lists its product as uncharacterized. The coding region runs from base 164 to 766 and encodes 200 amino acids. The record is from RefSeq and is a predicted model, not a curated record. Lineage: Eukaryota; Viridiplantae; Streptophyta; Magnoliopsida; Brassicales; Brassicaceae. The transcript is spliced from 3 exons.
AAAAAAAAAAAUGGGAAAAAACGUGGGUGGGAGUGAUAUUCCCACAAUUCUCUAAAAAAAAAUUUGGUUUUUAUUUUUCCCUCUCGGUUACGAUUACGAACCCUUUAAGAAAAAUUUGUGGUCAUUCAUAUUCAUCAUCGAAAUCCAAAAUCGGGAAUCGAAAAUGGUUCUUUGGAAGAAAUGGGCUUCGAUAAUCUCCGUCAUCGCCUCUUGUCUGUUCUCGUUCCUCAUCGUCUUCCAGGUUCCUCUUUUCAGAGUGGCGUGUAGGAACAAGAGGUGCGAAACACCAUUAGAGGUUAUCUCCUCCGAGUUGAUUGCGAAUGAGUUGAUUCCUUCAUCUGUUGUCAAGACACUCCUUUAUCCUGGUGCCUUUGCCAAGUCCCUCCUUGCUGGCUCCAAACUCCCCAGCUUUCACCACUUGUUCACCUCUUACGGCUUCGACCACAUGUAUCCAUCCUCCGAUAUUCAUCACCUAGAGGUGUUUGCUGGGAGUUGUUUAUGUCUACUAGGCGCUUUACUCAACCUCUUCAAACCCACUAGGAUUAGCUUCAUCGCUACGCUUUUGAUAUAUUGGGGUCUUCUCAGAGACAUUCUUCUAUUGGACUCUGCUCAUGACUGGCUUAGCGCUCACAGAAACUCUGUUCGUGUCUACCCAACGCUCUUUCUCGCAUCACUUUCUGCAUUCCUCUCCAUGCGAAGCGAUCUCAGGAAGAUCAUCAGAUGUUGCACAUCUAUCCCUUUUUCCCAAUCCACUAAAGGAGACUAGCCUUCUGCGCUUCCCUAACUUAAUAGAGAGAUUCCAAUGCCUAGAAACAACUCGCUUUUCCUUUACACAACAUGAUAUAAACUGUUUAUUUCUGAGGAAAAGCUUUUGUAACUUUGGAUCUCUACAAUCAUUUCUCAUAAUGGAUCUGCAAUUUUUUGUUUCA